Messenger RNA from Cylindrotheca closterium, 1043 nucleotides. NCBI's taxonomy places the organism in Eukaryota, Bacillariophyta, Bacillariophyceae, Bacillariales, Bacillariaceae. The record is from the annotation of a GenBank genome assembly.
AUGAAGAAAUUGGAGUACCCGAUGGCGCUAACAACCCUGGAUGCCCAGCAAUGGACAGACAUUAUGUCUCCGGUACUUCAAGUGUGCCUUCCGAAGGCAGGUGUCUGUCGUAAUUUCCCUCGGGAUGUCAUAUUUGCUCCGCUGUCCUAUCACAAGGCCCAAAUGGUUGCUAAAGCUAAGGACUGGACAGACGGUAAAGCUAAGGACUGGGCAGAACAGCUUCGACCUAACCUGCUUCACAAAUAUGAUGUCCUCCCCCUCAUCAAGUCAACCAUCAUGAAGAAAUUGGAGUAUCCGAUGGCGCUAACAACCCUGGAUGCCCAGCAACGGACAGACAUUAUGUCUCUGGUACUUCAAGUGUGCCUUCCAAAGGCAGGUGUCUGUCAUAAUUUCCCUCGGGAUGUAGUAUUUGCUCCGCUGUCCUAUCAGGGUCUUGGACUCCCACAUCCGUUUGGUUGUCAAGUGUUUAAGCAUCUUGAGAUGUUGCUCCAACAUAUGGCCAACCGGACCAAAACCGGUGACUAUAUGGAGGCCAACAUCCAAGCCCAUCAACUUGAAACGGGGACGUCCUUUGGACUUUUGCAACAAGUCUACACCAACACGGCGAUCCUUGCUUCAGACACAUGGAUGAAACGAGUCUGGCAUGAGCUUGAAGGCUUGGACAUCUAUGUCGCCUACGACUCUCCAGCCCUCUCCCUUCGCUGUACGGACGACUCCCUUCUGAUGGAUCUCUUCAUCAACUUGGAGGUUGAACAGGAGGAACUGUUAUGGCUCAAUUGGUGUCGAAUGUUCCUCCAGGUAUGCACAGUGUCUGACAUUGUGACUGCUGAUGGCAGCUUUAUUCGUCGCUCCGCGUGGAAUGGGCUCAGGGAUGAGUGCUGCCGCUCGCCAUACCAAUGGCCAAGGACAGUUUGCACAACAAGGCAACACUGGGACCUGUGGCAGACCACCUUGUCCAGAGCCCUGCUUGCCUCCAACGGGCCACAUCACCCACUACAACAGCCCUUGGGGCCAUGGACUGACCGUCUGGAGGACUGGAAUUG